AUGUCAAAAAAUAUGACAAUAGAAAAAAUGGAAGAACCGGGGCAUUCACCAUACUUUAAUAGUGUAAAAACUUUAUUCUCUUUUAUAGCCGCCUGCAUGUUUAUCACACUCCUUUGUUGGUCAGAAAGGUUGUUGUCUUAUCGUUUAGAGCAUAUAAAAUAUGAAAGAAAUCGACAUAGAUUUAGAACUAUUUUGAUAAGAACUUUUGGAUAUUCAAUGGCCACAAUAUUUCGAUUAUUUUAUAUGUUAAUUACAAUGACCAUGAAUUCUCAACUUUUUAUAAUAGUGGUUGUAGGAUUAACCACAGGACAAUUAAUUACGGAAUAUUUACGAUCAACAUCUACCUAUGCAUCUAAACAUGGCAUUCUCGGUAUCCACUCACCAACUAGUUUAUCUAAUAAGGAUGACGACGAUAUACCAUCAGCAACUACUCUAGGUAACGAAUCAACUAGUGAUAAAAUUGGUGGAUAUACUGAAGUUGAAUCUCGAGAUUUCGAUGAAGACAAACAAGAAGAAAAGGCUAAAAAAAAGCGUAAUUUAGAUUCUUUUUUGGAAGAAAUUAAACGGUUGGUUAAUGAAGAAAGAGUUUGCAAAAUAUGGUCUUAUAGCAAGUGUAAAGAUUGGCCACGUACUCAAGAGGAAAAAGAUAGGAAUCGUAAUUUAUUGAAUGAAGGUGGACGAUCACCGUCAAAUGGAUUACCUUUUAAUGCACAAAUGGUUCACGCAAAUAAUUAUGCUACUGUACCACACUUGGGUCGACUACA
This is a messenger RNA of Scutellospora calospora, 764 nucleotides long. Lineage: Eukaryota; Fungi; Glomeromycota; Glomeromycetes; Diversisporales; Gigasporaceae. The record is from the annotation of a GenBank genome assembly.